AAUGUAUGUAGGAUUUACGUAGGUGAUACGUUUGAAUUAGUCAAGGGGAAACUGAAACUGAAACUGAAAUCUUAAUUUCUUUAAAACACAGAAACUCUGAGAAAAUAAGUCAUUCUGCAGCUGAAGCUGAACAAACAUGACACUUCAGGGGCGGAAACCUAAGGCCGGAGACCUGAUUGAGAUUGACCGAGGGUUUUACAAGCACUGGAGUGUCUAUGUGGGAGAUGACUACAUUGUCCAUAUAACAGGUCUGACUGGAAUGCCUGACUGGAGCUUUGUUAGCUCUAGCAACGGCCAGGCGAUAGUGAAGAAAGAGCCACUCAAACAUGUUGUAGGGAAGUGCAACUAUCGGGUCAACAACAAGUAUGACAAGACCCGGCAGGUUUAUCCGGUGUCCGAAAUCAUAGUCCGGGCAAACAACGAGGUUGACAAGUUAUGGACAUAUCACCUCUUCGCUAAGAACUGUGAACACUUUGCUACUGAGAUUCGCUACAACGAAGCACAAAGUGACCAAGCUUAUACGGCUGUUGCAGUGAUAAUGGUGAUAGGUUUUCUGAUUUUGCUCAUUUGACAGCGGUAGCAUCGUUAAACUUCUUCACCCCAGAAACACUCCACCCUGUACAAAAGAUACAGAUCAGGACCAUGCUGUGGAGACCAAAAUAAAUUUUAGACCUCAGAAUUACCUCAUUAACCAGAGUCUUGUCUCUUCUGUUACCGGUCAGUGGCCCAGAGUAGAUAAUUGUUGGAGUAUUAUCUGAGUAUCACCGUGCACCAAACUCAGGAGAACUGCUGCAGAUGGAAGGAGUGAGGUUCAUACCCGCUCAGCCUUGGGGCAUUGCAGCCAGUUCUCAUUAGACUGUUUUCAGUGCCAGACGAACACUGAAUGCGAUUUCAGGAGUAAAAGCUGCUCCACAGCCGAUGCCCAGUUAGAAAAGUAAAUCACUCAUCU
Molecule: messenger RNA, 949 nt
Organism: Mauremys mutica (yellowpond turtle)
Lineage: Eukaryota; Metazoa; Chordata; Testudines; Geoemydidae
Product: phospholipase A and acyltransferase 3-like
Exons: 4
Coding region: 137-571 (144 amino acids)
Biological process (GO): N-acylphosphatidylethanolamine metabolic process
Cellular component (GO): cytoplasm
Molecular function (GO): glycerophospholipid phospholipase A1 activity; A2-type glycerophospholipase activity
Source: RefSeq, a predicted model, not a curated record